AGCUCUGAAGCCCUAUUUUGUAAAGGGGCUGCUCUAGCUCACCUCCAGAGAUAUAUUACAGCACUGCUUUCCAUCAUUAUCCACAUCUUCAUCCUAUUCCAGGUACCUUCGUUUUCACUUCAAUACAACCUCUCUCUCUCUCUCGCUCUCUACUCUAACUUUAACCCUAAUAUCUCUAAUUCUUACAAAUUUUCACCCAAUAUCAACAUGCAGUUUAACUUCUUCGCUAUCAUUGCCUUCUUGGCCACUUCUGCUCUCGCUACCGAGACUGUUACUGUAACUGUCUGUUCAACUACCUCAGCCUAUCCUUCCACCGGAUACUCAAUGCCAACAUCUCCUGCCUCUCCAUCUUCUGGAUACGGCUCUAACCCAGGUUACGGUUCAAACCCAGGCUCCGGUUCCGGCUCAGGAUCAGGAUCUUCCGGCACUGGUGCCUACUCCUACCCGGAACCAAGCAACCCUCCUAUGCCAUACACCGGAGCUGCCAGCGUUAAUGGAGUAUCCGGCAUGGCUGCCAUCGCAGUUAUUGGUGGCAUGGCACUAGUAAGAUUGCCCUUUCAAGAAAUUUCGUGGCUAACACUAGAAGUUGAUCUAAAUUAA
This is a messenger RNA of Blumeria graminis f. sp. triticale, 600 nucleotides long. The record is from the annotation of a GenBank genome assembly. Lineage: Eukaryota; Fungi; Ascomycota; Leotiomycetes; Helotiales; Erysiphaceae.